AUGAGUCCGUUGAAGUUUCACUCAAUUUCGGCGUCCCCGNGUGAUUUGCCCGACGCUAUUCUACUAUACAUCCUCUCUAUGUUGCCGGAGGGAAAAGAAGUUGUGAGAACCAGCGUAUUAUCUCAGCGAUGGCGGUUUCUUUGGAAGUCCGUUGCAGUGUCAGUCAAUUUCGGCGUCCUCGAUUACCCCUAUGAUGAAAGAACCAAAAAGAAAAUUCUUGCUUUCGUAGCUUCAAUCAAUAGAGAGCUUCAUUAUUGGAGGUGCUGCGAGAAAAUCAAAGCAUUUAGGGUGUUUCCCGUUAAAUACAAAGAGUAUCUUGUUAAAGAUGUGGAUUUUUGGGUACAUUUUGCAACUAAGGUUGCUAAUGUUGAAGAGUUUACACUUAAAUUUUGCAUUAUCAAUUUUCCAGAUUACGUGUAUAAGUUUCCUCAGUUUGCGUAUAAGAAUACGUCGUUAAGGAAUUUGGUUUUGGGCAACUGCGGGUUAAACCCUUCUGGUAGUGUGAACUGGAGCAGUCUCGUUUCUCUUUCAAUUGGGCACCUGAAAUUGACGGACUGUGUCAUGGAAAAAAUAAUAUCAGGUUGCCCUAAAUUGGAGAGCUUGGAACUGGAUAAUGUUUUGGGCAUUCGUCGUUUGUGGCACGAUGAAAAUAUCCCUUCACUCGAAAUAUUUGCCCCUUAUGUUCAAAAUUUGGUACUUUCGGGGUUCUUAUAUGAUGAGAUACGCUUGCAGCAGAGCAAUGUGGCUUCACUUGUCACUGCAGUCCUUAAUUUAAAUGUUGAUUUUGAUGAAUUUGAAGAUGAAGAAGAGAAGUUGGAGAAGGAGUUGGCUUUCCAUACUGGAGCUGAAAGGAUAUGGCAAUCUCCACCAUCAAGCUGGAAAUACUUAAAACUUAUCGCAGCCUUUGAACACUUGCCUGAAAUUUACAGCAUUCUACAGAGUUCAUCGGAGCUUGAGACGUUGGUCAUUGACUGGCCAAUUACAAAACGAUAG
Nicotiana tabacum (common tobacco) is the source of this 993-nucleotide messenger RNA. The record is from RefSeq and is a predicted model, not a curated record. NCBI's taxonomy places the organism in Eukaryota, Viridiplantae, Streptophyta, Magnoliopsida, Solanales, Solanaceae.